Cylindrotheca closterium is the source of this 669-nucleotide messenger RNA. The record is from the annotation of a GenBank genome assembly. Lineage: Eukaryota; Bacillariophyta; Bacillariophyceae; Bacillariales; Bacillariaceae.
AUGGUUUUCAUAACAACAUCAGGCGGAUCGCUGUGCAUAAGCCCUUACAAGGAUGGCCUCAAGCCAAGCCAGGUUGUGAGACAGAGCAAGAACAUUCACAGCAUCUUGAUCAUUUUCCCAGAUAAUGAUAACAUUGACAACGACGAGAGUAUCUUGAAUGAAGCAGGAUUGGUGGAGCUCUUUCAAGUGAUUGCCAGAGACAUGCCAGAUGUCCGGUCCAUCACCAUUAGCGGUUCCAACUACGCCGAAUCCCCAAGUGGCCACUCACAAAUUGGCAGGCGACGAAACAUUCCACCGCUGAAAGCAGUCACUUCGUUGCUCAGCGGCAAAUCAGGUGCACUGCUAGCACUGUGCCUGGUUCAGAUUCGAUUACUUGGAAGUGAUCGCGAGAUGAUGGAUUUCAUCAAUGCGAUACGGAUGCAUCCCACACUGCACAGCUUUGAUUGCACUGGCUGUGUCUUUCAAACGAGGACGCAUCUGGAUGCACUCACGGAAUCGUGCCAGUGCAAGAAUCUUGGUCACUUUUUUCUGAACAACGAGUACGUUCUGGAAGAAUCACAACCACAACAAGAAGCUACAACACGAAAGCGAGAACGACGUGCUAUAACGAGUUCCGCCGAUGAUGGCUGGGAUUGGAUUUUGAACUAUCCACUUAACUUGUGUCAUUGA